CGUAAAUUUUCAAGAGAGAGUGGCAAAGUGCACGAUGCCAUGGCUAAAAAUGAAUGGUGAACUUUCUCAAGUUAUUUUAAUUUGAGAAUGUCCAAAUGAUUACAAGUUUUAAGAAGAUUGCUCUUUCAGAUUGUAAGGACCUACCGGUGAAUACGUGAUUAGGAAAUUGAAAAAUUGCUACAUCAAAGGUAAAGUGACGUCACUGUACAGCUGAUAUAGGUAGUACGUGCCCGUUUGGUGAAACUCGUCAAUGGAACCGUUAUAUUGAGAGAAACAACAGAAUACCAGAGUACGAGUCCAACUCAUCGGUGCGCUUUCAAACUUUGUGAAGAGCGAGGAAUUGUGGGCAUUCUGGGUGUUGUUUUGUGAAUAACAAAGUUUUGCUUCUGUAGUUUGUGAGUCUGUUGAUCUAUAAUCUUAACAGUUAGUUUUUUUUCAUGUAGCUUACGUACGAAGGUCGCCGGUAAAAGUUAGACCAUAUAUAUAAGCCUACUAGAAGUUUAUAUGGCUCUGAGUUGUAUUGAAAUUUAUUUAUGUACUGACAAUGUACAAAUUAGAUGUUUGUAUGUAAGAAAAAAUAAUGUAUAUACUACUAAAUCAUUCAAGAAAUGUUGCACUACUAUCUUCUCUGUUCCACUUUUGUGUUGGGAUGGUCACUCAUUGGCCUGGAGAAAAAAAGUUUGUAUCUGAUUUUAAGAAAAUGAAUAACACCAAAAAAAACAUGUUUAGACAAUUCUUCUGUUGUCUUCAGUUCUGAAUAUUACAAAGUGCAAAGUUAAAUUUAAAGUGUGUAAAGUGAUUAAGUAUAGGUUUCUCCCAUUAAAUGUGGGUAGCUUCUUUGAUUUUAAGAUGAAAAGUUAUGAAAGCGUGACCUAAGAUGUUAAGGCCCCUCACAUUUUCAGACAUCCAUAUAAUUCUCCACAAUAUCACACUCUUUGUUCUGAUGAGUGUUUUUCUUAAAUUCAUUGCAUAUCUGCUUCUAUCCAGACCUUUUGUACCUGAUUCAGAUAGGCAUAUCUCCAGUGAUGACAAAUUUGAACCACCUCUUCAAGGCAUGAUUUGGGAUGACUGAAACUGUCUUCUGAUCAGUUCUUUAGUCAUUUUUAAGUAUUUAAAGCUGUUCGUAUGUCUUGACUGUACUAUGUGAGCUUACUCAAUAGUAUUAUUUUCUUCAAAUUACCCACAAACGUAACUUUUGUUUUGUUACAGAGUUAAAAAUGGCAAUGCGGGAUUUAGUUGAGGGGGAAUGUGGAAGUGCUAAUCCUCUAAUGAAGCUGGCGACUCACUUUACACAAGAUCAGUCAUUUCAUCAGGUUAGCAAACACUUAUUUUCCUUCUACCAUAACUGCUAUCCUAUGCUAAAAUUUGUGCAUUCCUUUGCAAGGGCUGCUUAAAAUUUUUUUUUUGGACUCUUUACCCCUUACACCAUAACGGUAGCAUGCAUAUUCUCUAUACCUCUUCCUGUACAUUUCCUACGAUACAAGUGAGGAGAAUUUGAGCAACAAUCAAGAGCUUCUUAAGUUUGCGAUCAUUUCCUUUAUUCUUGUUACCAUAAUGUUUGAUUCAGGGGUUAUUAUUGUAGGGAGAGUUUAGAUGAUAAUCACUCUCAGGGGGUUUAAAAGCUAACUGCUAGAACUGAGAAGUGACUGAUAUAACUUCUCCUUGAGAUUUCAAUGUGUUGUCUCACAAACAGGUGAUAAGAGACAACCUUAUCAGUCAAUUCCCAUGUCUAUUUUAAAGGAAUUAUGUAGCAAUCUGAAGAAAAAAUAGCUAAUUGGGUCUUGGAAGUGUAACAGUUAACACAAGUCAAUUAUUUGGAAGUGUAACUGUUGAUACUCUCCAGUUACAAAUCUGCCUGUUAUGUUGUAAUUUUGUAAUGAUUCUAUAGAGACAUAAUUCAUAUUUAAGAUGUUGAGAAUCCACAUUCAUAGUAUGAAUUUAUGAUCUGAGUUUCUGUGAAAUUUUUAUUUCUAUAUACAGUUAAUGAUUAUAAUUUUUUAUGUUAUGUGACUCAAAAUAUAUUGUUAACUGUAUUCUUGCACACAGGAGGGUCUUGUGCAAGACAGGUUUGGACCUCCCAGGGAACUGGUAUGAUAAUGUUUUGCACAGUAAUCUUUAAAAAAUGUAUAGGGAAGAAACAGAUAAUUACACAUUUAUUCUUUCAGAGCAACUUUUAAAAAGUAUGUACAGCUCAAAUUAAUUUGACUAAUAUAUAAUAAUUGAUAAAUUGAUAAAUAAUACUAAUACUUCCCAAAGCAAGCAUGUGUAUGUUCUCCCAGGGCCUUUAAAAUUGAAAGUUUUGUGGAUUUAAAGUGUAAAAGAGUUACUUUAUUAUUAUGUCACAAUGACAUUAUGUUGUAUCUUGUCAUUUCUUUUUAUUUUGGGGGGGGAUUUCAUUAAUCUUUUAUUAUCUCAGCUUAGUUAAGCUGAGUUAAAUUGCUUCAGGAGUGCCUUAAUAUUAAUGGAAACAUGUUUAACUAUGACAGGGUGAAAGAGCUUUUCAUGAGGCUCAAGAAGACCAGGUAUUUGUCUUUAACCCUUGGUUUCAAAAGUUCUUUAAAUUUGUUGAAAUAAUGAAAGGCUAAUAUUAUAUGAUUAAUUGGUAUGAAUAGCUACCUAUGGUUGUCUAAUCAGGGCAUUUGUGUCUGAAUUGAACACACUUAAAAAGUUGGUUAAUUCAUUGGGCUUAUCUAUUCCUGUUUUAGUUGGUGUCAGAAUUUCUUCGUGAUCCACGAACACAUGCUCCUCCCCAGUCCUUUCGUAUGGGUGAUUUGCUUCAUGAAAUGAAAGAAAUUGAACAAAGAAACCAGCAUCUUACUCCAGUUAGAGGUGGGUGCUGAGCUAUCAUUUGAUUUGAACAAUGCAGGUUUCAUAUAAAGUUACAGAUUUUUGCCCUGAGUGGUACAUGAAGAUGUCUUGUUAUGAAGUGAAUUCAGUUUUAAUUAUUAAUUUUUUUUUACCAUGUAACUACUGAUUUGGGAAGUAGGAAUAGUACAGUGAUGAGAAUGUAUGUCUUCCACUGCUUUGUCCUGAGUCCAAUCUUGGACUGAUUGUCCCUUUUUAGGUCAAGUCUAUCAUUGUUGUGAAAUAAUUGCUAUAAUUGUGGAUGCAACAAAUACAUCCCGUCUUCUUUUGUGUUUAUAGAAGAUUGAAUUAAUUAUAAAAACAUUAGGGAAGUCGAUACUAUAGUGUUAAUGAUCAUGUUAAUUAUUACUGAUAGUUAAACAACUUGUAAUCCUGUACACAGUAACUGUCAGGAUUGUAAUUAUGGAAUGUGUACCUAAGAUAAGGGAUGGUUUGAGUGUGGCAGAUGUUAGACGGAUGCUAAAGAAUUGCAAUAGAGUGAACCCAUAGAUAAUUGAAGAACAUUACGGGAAUACAGAGAAAGAAAGGAUACUGUCAGAAUUGUGCAUGAUUGUAGAUAUUCCUAACAACUAUGGGAUGAUGUCAUUGCCUGAUGCGUUUUGCCCUGAAAAGUGGUGUGGGAGAUGUGGUGGUCUUAUGAUUAACGCAGUGGACUCUGUUUGAGAAAUCCUGGCUCAAGACCUGGCUGGGUCAUUCUGUUGUGUUUUUGGGAAACAUGUUUAGUGCCCAGUUUCAGCUUUACCUGGCUUAAAUGUGUACCAGCAAACUGUCAAAGAAACCUCAUAAAAUCUUAGGGUGGUUUGGGGAAGGAGGAUGGUGGCCUUCUAUUAAUGCUCCUACACUGUAGUUGCCCGAUGCCACAGACAUGGUGCCUUGUGGGCCACUUGGCUCGAGAACAGUGUUUAGUUUAAUCUCCGUAAAAUUUUUUAAUUAUUUCUUUACUGUCUGCCAUAUAAUUUUUAUGGUGUUCGUUCAGAGAAUUUGAUAUCGGAUCGAUCAAUAUCCUUUAAUUUUUUCUUCCUCAUCAAGCUCCUGGAAUUGCUGAUCUGGCAUCAAGCGAAUGGGCUGCUGAAUACAUGUCAUCUGAGGUGCAACGAGCUGAAGGUAUUUGAAAUUUAGACAUGAAUGUCAAUUUACUGUUUGGGUAACUAUGCAGCUAGUGCUAUACUUACCUCCUGAAGUGCAAAUUGUCAUUACAAGGUUAAGUAUAAGCCUUGUUUGUGAGAUGAAGAAGGCAAUUCAUACAUAAUCUCUAAAAUAAAAGAUGUGGUAUUCCUUAGACUAUUUGCACCCUAACAUCAUCAUGCAUAUUCUCCACACUGUUUGUGAUACAUUUGCCAAGGUGCUGACCAGGAGAAUUUGUCUGACAAUCAAGAGCCUCUUUAGUUGGUGAUCAUUUCCUUUAUUCUUGCGACUUUAAUGUGUGAUUCAGGGGUGAUAUUGUAGGGAGCAUCUAGAUGCUAACAACCAGUAGGUACUCUUAGGGGUCAAAGGGUGAAGUCGUGAAUGGACCUCAGCCUUGAGUUACAUGGUAGAUGAAGUCUCCUUAAAAGGGAGUUUGCUUUCCCAAUCACAAACAAUUAUAUCUCUUGUUUUCAGAAUGGUCAAAAGAAUAUGUACAUGAAACAAGAUUUCAACCAAGAGCUGGUAUGUUACCUUUACUUUUUUAGUUCAUAGACAUAACAUACCAACCAGAAGGUUUUGAAACUAUUAGUAAGACUAACUGGACAUUCUUGAAUGCGUCAGGUGUCCAGGAUUUUCCAACUAAAUGGGCAGAUGAGUACCUGGAGCAUGUUAGGUGAGUGACUGAAUGUUUUAUUUAUGGAUUUCUUAGAAUUAUUUAAGUUAUAAUUUUGACUUUAUUAACCCUUUACACCCUAACAUCAGCAUGGAUGUUCUUCAUACUGUUCUCUAUGCAUUUCCUAAGGUACUUAUAAAGAGAAUUUGUUUGACAAUCAAGAGCUUCUUGAUUUUGCAAUCAUUUCCUUUUUUCUCGUGACGUUAAUGCUUGAUUCAGGGAUGAUAUUGUGGGGAGAAAUAAGAUGCUUAUCACACUUACAGGUUUAAGGUUUAAAUAUGAUUUCCAUUUUUUUUUUACUUUGUAGGGACAUGGGACACGAAGGCCUGGAUGAUGCAGCAUGGUUAGUGUAGUUUAGUUUGUUCUUUUAAAUGAGUCAUCUAAUUUAUCAAAGGUGUAUACAAAUGAUUACAAAAGCUGGUAGAGUUAUACACAUAAAAUAAUAUUGUAAUAAAUUAGUUUUCUUCUGGAAAACAAGCCAUAGAAAUUGCAUUGCAUGAACCCUUUAUACCCAGUAGUUUUUAGAGAGGAAUCUCUCCAUUCAAUAUCCCAUCACAUUCAAAUGGAAAGGUGGUGAGAAGAAAUUAAUUAAAAUGUCAACUGGUGGAUGUUGUUUGAUUUAACACCAAAUUCUAAUGGCAAAAUUGUAAGAAAUGUGUGGUAGACGGUGUUAAAAAUUGAUGUUUCAAUCUUGAGAGUGAAAGUCAAAGCCCUGUAUUUGUGGUGGUGUUUGUUGUAUUUUGGUAUGCAUCACAUUCCUGGUAAGGAAAACAAAAAUCUUAAAACACUAUUUUAUUGAUAUUUCCAGAAUUUUUGUGUUAUUAAUUUGUAUUUUUUUGAAGGGUAAAUGAAUACAAGCAAGAAGGUGAAAAUGCUGAACUAUCCAAGACAGCUGGGGAGCUGCUUGAAAAUGCUGAGGAUCCAAAGUUUGCAAACUCAAAGGUACAUGUAAUUAUGGACUAUUAACCCUUUACAACCUAGCAUCAGUAUGCACAUUCUCUAUACUGUUCUCUAUACAUUUUGUAAGGUGGUGGCAAGGAGAAUUUGUUUAACAAUCAAGAGCUACAGUGUUUAGUUGGUGAUCAUUUCCCUUAUUCUCAUGACUUAAAUGUGUGACUCAGGGGUGAUAUUGUAGGGAGAAUUUAGAUGCUAGUCAUUCUCAGGGGUCAAAGGGUUAAUUAGUUUUAAUAGUUUUGAAAUGAUUGUAGGGAUAUUUAAUUUUCUGAGUCAAUUUAAGUGGAAAUUUCCCGAUUAAUAUCAGUUUUAACUGACCUGCAAAGGAUAUAUUACUUUAAGGAAACAUCAAUAUAUAGUUAUCUGUACUUGAAAACUUUUCUCAAUGAGCUUAGGUCAUAAAUUUCUCUAAAAAUAUGGAAAAUGAAUUCAGUGCCAAUAGUGAGGAGAAUUUUCAUGUUGAACUCCAUGCUAUCUUGUAAAUUCCCUUAAUGGUCUUUCUUUUCUUUCCAGUUUAUGAAGUUUGUAAAGAAACUUAGAGAUGGUGAAUACACAAUUGAAAAUAACCAGGCAUGUUGAAAAUUCAUUUUUACUCCAAAUUGUUAGACAAUGAUACUUCUUUAUUUUUACAAUCAUCUUACCAAGGAGUGGAAAUUUUAUUUGAUUUAAGAAUUGGUUCCAUUAUUUGAGAUUGAGAGAAAGAUAUAUAUGUUAUAUUUUGAGUUCAGCCUAAAACUUCUCCUUGCUUCUUGUGCUGUGUUAUCUAUAGUUUUUUUCUCCUGAGCAACUCCCUCAAGAGUAACCAGUAAUUUACAAUACAACAUUGUCCCAUCCAAGGGGAAUUUUAAUACUAGUUACUGUCAGAAACAUGGAAGCCUUUCAGGUGCAUGAAGAGUUUAGGCCUUGAGUGUCAACCUAGCUCACUUCAAACUUUGUCACCAAACUUUCUUGCAGACUCACCUCAAACUUUCUUGCAGACUCACCUCAAACUUUCUUGCAGACUCACCUCAAACUUUCUUGCAGACUCACCUCAAACUUUCUUGCAGACUCACCUCAAACUUUCUUGCAGACUCACCUCAAACUUUCUUGCAUACUCACCUCAAACUUUCUCAAAGAUUCACUUCAAACUUUUUCAUAUACUCACCUCAAACUUUCUCACAGACUCACCUCAAACUUUUGCAUAGGUGAGGAAAUGCUUGUGCCACAGAGCUCACAUUGAGGGUCUGCCCAUAAGCCGGGAUUAGGGAUGGCUCCGGUGGUAUCUGCAGCAUUAAUCUUGAUUGGUCAUAUUGCUUUCUCUAGGUAAUUGACACAAAGACUGGGCAAGAGGUUGAUGAAGACACUGAGGCUGCAGAAGAGUGGGUGGAUGAGUAUGAGAAAUUUAGGUCAACUGAGGCUGAUGAUUGGAUCAAAGAGUUAACAUCUGCAGCCCACGAACAAAAGGUAUUUAGUCACAUGAUAGGACUGUUUCCAGAAUGACUACACGAUGACAGAAUGAAGACUGUUUAAAGGUUUCCGUCUUUUUAAAGGCCUUUCUUUGAUGAAGCUAAAAUUACUCUACAAAAGGAGCAUGGCUCUGUUCUCUCUGCAAGUUAUCUUAGAGAACAGUUGAUUAUACAGAUUAAACCUGAUUAUAGACCUGAUGAUCUGAAUAAUUAAACGUGAUUAUUUGCAGUCAAAUUUGGAAUUUUGGGAUCGCUUGGAAGGAGAGUGGGAUGACCUAAUUAGGUAAGUUAAAGUUGUGUCUAAAAAGAUUCAUUUGAUUGGGUCUUACUCAUGAUCUAUUGGAAAAAAGAUGCAUACAUUAUGUCGCCAUUAAAAACUUUUUGCCUCUUUAUGUGUAGAAAAAUUACAUUUUAUUUUGCCAUGGGUCUGUUCAUGUAUAGAUCACAGAAUAUGUCAAAAUGUGGUAAGGGCAUCAAUUACACUAGGUUGCGCCUCAUGUUUCAUUUUUCUUGGUCUUACCACAUUUUGGAGUCAUCCAUGAUGUAAUACUGAACAGCCGCACAGUAACAUGGAAUCUAUGAGUUAAAUUGAAAGUAUGUAUGAAUUCCAAUCCAGAAUUGAAAAUCUCAACCAUACCAAAACAAUUACAUUGGUCAGUUGCAACCAAUACAAUGCCAGCAACAAAAUGAACCAAUGAAAAGGCAAGGCCAUGAAAGAACAUGCAACUGACACCAGCAUGCAAACCGAGUUGUGAUUGGGUUUGUUUUUGAACUGUUGAAGUAGGCGCAGUUCCUCUGACCUAAUCAAAACGCUUUACUUGAAAGAAAUUUUUGCUUUUGGGAUUGAUUUAUUCAUUUUGCCAGAAAAUAAUUAAAAACAUUUACAAUACUUAUUUAAGAACAUGCACACACCAUUGUACAAGUUUUUUUUUAUUUCUGGCGAGGAAGCUCAACUUGGAAACCAUUUGUGGACUAUUUUUAAUAGAACAUAGUUAAAAUAAAAAAGACAAAGCAAAAGAGAGAAAAAUGUCAAAAGAAAAAUUACAGUUCAAAAAUAUACAAAAUACAAACACAUAUACCAAAAGGAAGCGAGCAGACACACUGGAUAUAUGGUGUCUAGUAAACUCACGCUUCCCACCUUUACUGCCAUCAGCUGCGAGAUCAAAUCCAAUCACGACAUGUUCCCUCCCACUUUACGCCAUUUUUAUGUUUUUACUUUGAGUUUUCAUUGGCUCUUUGCGAUAUCUAUCUUUAUUCUAAUGGCCGUUUUGAUAACCUUGGAUUUUUAUUUUACGACACUCGAGCGAAAUGCGCUCAAUACAACAGCCUUGAGUUACAACAUUUGAGCGAUCAUUCUGAAUUCCUAAAUGCGAAAGGAGAUUAUCAAUAAAUAUUUCUGAGAGGGGUUUUGAAGAGAAAUGGCUUGAUUCAGUGACAGGUCUUUUGUUGUUGUUUCAAGGAUUCUGCGAACACACCAUAGGUAUCCAGUGACUAUUCAGCCAUAAUGUUGUUCGUGUUGGUUGCUUUUUUGUUUCAGACGUGAUGGUGAAGACGCUCAUUCCUGGUACAGUCAAAGUGAUGCUACAGUGAACAAGGUUAGUUUUACACCACUUCGCGUUCAUUUAGGAAAGCGGAGUUCGAUAGUGAAAGACGCCUUAGCAGCGGCGAAGCGAAAAAAAAAAAGGAGGGAGGUUUGGGUAGGUUGUGUUAUAUAAUCACCAGGAAAGACUCGUUACCAGUUUUUGAUAUUUGCCACUUUGUAAAACGUCUUUACAGGAGUAUACUUUCGAAGAAGAUAAUCCACUCAUAGAUCAUCCAAACCCGUUUGAGGAGGGACUGAAAAAGCUUAAAGAAGGAGACUUGAUUAGUGCUAUUUUGUUAUUUGAAGCAGAGGUAUGGGUACUUCCGUUGUUAACUUCUUGAUACUCUUUUAACUCUUUAAUUCCCAAGAUCUGAUUGUUCAUUCUCCCCUUUAGCUGCUACACAUUUCCUUGCAAAUUAGUUAUGAGAAUUUGGUGUUAGAUCAGGAUAAAAACCUCUAUCGGAUACGUUUGAGUACUCUCAUUACCUGUUUGUUGGAUAAUAUAUGAAUAUUAUAGGGAGAAGUUUCAUGUUAAUCACCUCUGGGAGAGGGUUAAGUAUAUAUACAGCUACAUCAAGAACUAUUCUCUUCUUGCAUCUCGAUUUUGAAUGUAAACAGGUAAAUACAAUACAGCAAUUUGGGACAGUUGACUAGGGGGACUUUUGCAUCUGUUUGGUUGAAGAGUUGACGUCAGUUUUCUGGGCCAGUCGUUGAGCAAAGUGAUUUUGCAUCUCGGUCUUCUAUAUCAAUUUUGAUUGUAAACGCGUCUAACAAAAUACACCCUUUCGGGACUCAUAACUGGAGAGACUUUUGCAUCAUGAACCAUUUUGUCCUUUAUAAAUUUUGCGGACUUUAUACAGGUAGUGUAUUUGCGUGACUGUUACGUAGUCUAUUAAGAAAGGGUUGUGUGACCGGUCUGGCUUUAAAGAAGUGAAUUGUUGAUAUUACUUUGAUGCUAUUUCAGGUGAAGCAGAGGCCAGAACAUGCUGAGGUAAGUUGAUACAAAAUAAUGUUUUUUUUACCUAGAAAUGUAAAACUUAUUGUAUAACUCGAACUGCGAGAAGAACCUAGCCUGUGUAAACCCGAAGUUUUAAUCUUGCGGCUCCGCCUAUUGUAGGCUCAGUCUCCAGGGUGGCUUGGUGCGCCCGCGAACCCUUCUUAGACAGGUUCGUAGGUGUACUGAAUGACCUCCACGGGAGACUUAGUCUAACCUGCUUUGAAACUUCCAAAAAAUAUCCAUCAACGUAAGCAAGUUGCAACUGACUCGAAAGAUCGAUGGUCAUCCUUUGCUGAGAGUGCCACUUUAAAUCAAGCUGGCGGAGCACGUUUUGCACCAAUGCAGAAUUGACCAUUAUAAUCCAGGAGUAGUGCCGAUCUAGUUUGGUUUAAGCUAUCCCCUGGUAUAUACUGUGACCUAAAAUUUCCCCUCUUGUUUGCAGGCGUGGCAGUAUUUAGGAACAAGUCAAGCAGAAAACGAGCAAGAUAUUGCAGCAAUAAUUGCUUUGAAUAAGUAAGUGCUGGGAGUGAAAACAGAUAUGAAGUGCGGGAAAAAAACGUUUGACCAACCUCAAAUGCGGGAAAACCUGUAGCUUCGAUUGGUUAUCAAUUGAUAAACCAAUCACCUUUAUUUAUUGGUUUAGAAGGUGACGUAAGUAUUCUUGACCAAUCACAGAGCUCAGUAAGGCAGGAUGACUUUCGACACUCAAUUGAAAAUUCCUUCUAAACAACGAGGGGAGGAUCAAAUGGUGAAUAUAAUGCAUUUUGUCUUUGUAGAUGCCUCGAAUCACAGCCAGAUAAUUUGACAGCGCUUAUGGCUCUGGCAGUAAGUUACACCAAUGAAUCCAUGCAAUCACAGGUAACUACUUAACUUAUUCAACGAAAAAUUACGGUUAAGGUUUUCCCAAGGUGCGUUCUGCAAAGCGUUUUACAAUAUAAAGUGUUGCGUUAUUGAAGUUGAAAUCAUUGUUUUUUGUCCACGCAAACAAUUUCGCUUCAACUUUUCCAAGAAUAACCGGACUUAGAAAAUGGCCCUAAUGAACUCAAGGGACGGCGUUGUAAUGCUAUGAGCUGUAAGAUUUCCUGUAAAUAGGGGCGCAUUUUUAUGGAAUGUAUUAAAUUUAAAACUUAGGUUAUCGCAACAGCUAAAAAGAAUAGAGGAAAAUAUCACAGUUAUCCUGAGAUAAAGCGGGAAAACCAGUUACGAGCAAGUCGUGACUGGUUUUAGUAUUGCAUCUGAUUGGUUGAGGUGGUGGCGCGAGUUUUCUAAACCGAUCGCAGAGUAAAGUAUACCAAAACGAGGCAAACCCGGAUUACUUUCGAUACUCAAUUGAAAAUUGCUCUUAAGAAAAACCACUAUAAUGGCGGGUUACUCUCUGAGUCCAAUUAAAGGUGCUCGGACUACCUUACGAUUGGCUUGACAUGAUCAUCUUCUCUCGAAGUGGUCUUUGAGGACUUCUAUUGUGCAAAGCUUUUCUCUCUGGAGGCUUUUUUUAAAUAACUUUUUCGAUUAUUAUAUAUUUUGCAGGCCUGUCGGACCUUAAAAGCUUGGUUAAAGGCUAACCCACGGUGAGUAAAGAAAAUCAGCUCAGUCUAUGAUAAAAAACUGUGGUGCUACAUCGGAAGAGGGUAUUAUGGAGGAACCUAUUCGCUCUGACGAAGGGCUAACGCGCGAAAGGUCAGCUUUAUAAACUCUUUUUGGUGGCAGAUUAUCUACGCAGUUGUUAAAAAUUAGAUUAUCUUGAAUGGUGAAACGCCGAGUUGUUGGGUGAUUAUUGAAGUGGUGACGUUCAUUUGAAAAGGCUGGACACCCUCUCCUGGAUCUGGCACCAAAUAAUCUGCUUGUGAGCUGCGUGUGACGUUCCAUCACGAGUAAUUUACAUUUCCAGGUAGUAACUGUUUUUUGUUAUUGCAUCGUCAGGUACACUGACCUUGUGGCCAAUGAGCCCGCGGGAUCAGAGACCGGUGCCCGGUCGCGGUUAGUGACGUCAUCUAUUAUGUCAUCGGAGAUGUACGAUGAGAUAAGAGACUUGUAUAUCUCAGCUGCGCAAAGGGCUCCAGUGAAUGAUAUCGACGCAAACGUACAGGCAAGCUAUAGUAGCCGUUCAAUAUGUUUGGAUUUGGGUCCAGAUUAGGUUCAGUACAUCAACUCGAAGCUCACUGGUAAACUUUUCGUGUGAAAGAAAAUUUAAAAAGGCGAAGAAAUUUUUCCAACUUGGCCUACUUGGCUCUUCAUUCUCAAUUAUUUCCAUCAGGAAAGUCUUUUACUUGUGUCAUCUAACUGUACAAGACCAUACAAGACCUGUAAGCCUCGCUUCUGUGUACUCGACCCAGUUUUCCUUCAGUUCAAGCCCUCCAUCCAGCCCACCCUAACUCUUAAUUGCACUCUUUUAAUGAUGCGGGAGUAGAUUCUCAGAAACCGAUCCAACCCUGUCGACCGUGCGACGUACAUUUAAUGCUGUUUUAAGUUUGUAAGUUGAAUUUUUCCUCCUCCCUUCUCCCCUCACAGGUCGGUCUCGGCGUUUUGUUUAACUUGUCUGGGGAGUAUGACAAGGCAGUCGAUUGUUUCCAGGCCGGACUGCACGCCCUGCCAAAUGAUGCUCUUCUAUGGAACAGAUUAGGCGCCACGUUGGCGAACGGCGGGCGCAGCGAGGAAGCCGUCGAUGCAUACAGACAUGCGCUGAAUCUCAGCCCGGGGUUUAUCCGGUGUCGAUACAAUUUGGGAAUCAGCUGUAUAAACUUGAAUGCUCACAGACAAGCGGUGGAUCACCUGCUAACUGCGUUGAAUAUGCAGAGAAAGGUAUGGUCUAUCCCUAAUUAAGAGAUACUCCGAUUUCAGUCGUCAGUGGUGAGUAAGAAAGUUGAUAUGGGAGAUGAAGCACUCUUUAAAAGCAAAGGAAACCUCGCUAGUGUUUUAUUUUAUACAGAUCACUCGAACUGAAAUGUGGCAGGCCUAGGCAGUAAUAUAUUAAUUUCUCUCUGAGUUUGGGGUUUUAACUAAAAAUAACCUUGUUUAGUGACGCGAAGCGUUUCUUACGGUACUUGUUAACUUAAGACGCAAGCGUCGUCAAAAUCAGGCCAGGCAAGGCCAUUUCCCUUCAAAACUACCGGAAGCCUGUCAAAACGUCCCUAGUUGCAGAGUUGCCACAAAGUACUUCCCGUGUUCAGCCAUCACCGAAAACUACUGUCAUGAGUAAAUGUACCCAUAAAUUUGUGAAGAUGUGAAGCCGCGCUUUGUUUUUGUUCGGCUCCAAACUUUUCACCUAUACCGUGAUUUAAACUUUUUACAGUUUUCUUACUUCGUAGAAGACUAUUUAGAAAAUGACCUUGUUUAUUCGUCACGGAAGUGUCAUUGAUCUACUUACUUAAAUCUCUUCGAUUACCACUUUUUACCCAGGGUACAAUUGGACCAGGGGGCUCAGUCUCUACAAUGUCUGACAACAUUUGGUCGACGCUGCGCAUGACUCUGUCACUGAUGGGCAGGUCUGACCUCCAUAAAGCAGUCGAUACACGUGACUUGGAUCAUCUCAACGCAGUCUUUCACGCGGAUUCGCACAAUGAUGGAGCGAUUACUGUUUAAACGUCACAAGCGUGACAAUCGUGUCAUUACUGGGAUGAGCGCCGUCAGUAUUCGAUUGCUCUUUGAGGAAAAUUGCAUCCAAGAAGGUUUUGUCUUCGGCGACGUUUGGAUAAAAUUUGAGAGAUAUUUCAAUGUGUUAAGACCGUGUGUUUUGUAAUUGGUCUCGAACAACAACAACAAUUUACAGCAACAGCAGCACUUGCUACCUUUUACCGAGGAAAAUGGAAUAAUUCACGAUGAGAUGACGUCUUUCAGAAGAAAGUUGAUUUACUUUUCAUCGACUUGAAAGCGCCGACCUUGAACGAAGAAUGGAAACCUAAGCACAACUUACAUGAGACAAUUACCAAAGAGUGGCUCGUGUGCCAAUUGUUAAUUUUAUUGAUUAAGGUCAAUGCAAUGCAAUAUUUAAAGGGUUUAAUAUAUGAUGUAUGUUUAUUAAGCCCUGUUAAUAUCCACAAUUAUGAAUUCAAGUUAUGCAUGGAAAAGGAAAAAAGGGG
Molecule: messenger RNA, 13717 nt
Organism: Pocillopora meandrina
Lineage: Eukaryota; Metazoa; Cnidaria; Anthozoa; Scleractinia; Pocilloporidae
Source: the annotation of a GenBank genome assembly